AGGGCCACAAGGUCCUUGAAUUUCAUAAUCUCUAUCCACCACCACGGCAGCCACCACCGUCGCCACCAGUCUUCACCCCUCUCUCCUCUCCUCUCCUCUCCUCUCCUCUCCUCUCCUCUCAUCUCCUCGUCUCGCCUACCAACUCUCUCUCUUCUCUCUCUGCAUAUCCUCCGUCGAAUCAUCUCCGAAACCUCUUACUUUCCCUUCUUUCUCCACCACCACCACCACCACCAACAACAACAUAAAAGAAAGCCUUCGGUUAACGGAGCUAAAGAAGCCGAAAUCCUGGCUCAAAAGAUUGGAAAAUCCAAUAGGCGCCCUGGCGCUCCUUCUAAAUCUAGGGUUUACUCUGAUGUCAACAUUAUUCGUCCUAGAGAAUAUUGGGACUACGAGCUCCUCACUGUUCAAUGGGGCGAACAGGAUGAUUACGAGGUGGUGAGGAAAGUCGGGAGAGGGAAAUACAGUGAGGUGUUUGAGGGGAUUCAUAUUACGGACAAUGAGAAAUGUGUCAUCAAGAUUCUCAAACCUGUCAAGAAGAAGAAGAUUAAGAGGGAGAUUAAAAUACUGCAGAAUCUUUGUGGAGGGCCCAAUAUUGUGAAGUUGCUGGAUAUAGUUAGGGAUCAGCAAUCUAAGACUCCAAGUCUUGUAUUUGAAUAUGUGAAUAAUACGGAUUUUAAAGUGCUUUAUCAGACGCUAUCUGACUAUGAUAUUCGAUAUUAUAUCUAUGAACUUCUGAAGGCUUUGGAUUAUUGCCACUCACAAGGUAUUAUGCACCGAGAUGUGAAGCCCCAUAAUGUGAUGAUUGAUCAUGAACAGAGGAAACUUCGUCUUAUUGAUUGGGGCCUUGCAGAGUUCUAUCAUCCUGGGACAGAAUAUAAUGUUCGUGUUGCUUCCAGAUAUUUUAAAGGUCCCGAGCUUCUUGUCGAUUUACAGGACUAUGAUUACUCUUUAGACUUGUGGAGCCUUGGUUGUAUGUUUGCUGGAAUGAUAUUCCGGAAGGAGCCAUUCUUCUAUGGGCAUGAUAAUUAUGAUCAACUGGCCAAGAUAGCCAAGGUUCUUGGGACAGAUGAAUUAAAUGCUUAUCUGAAUAAGUACCGCAUAGAAUUGGAUCCACAUCUUGCAGCCCUUGUUGGGAGGCACAGUCGAAAACCUUGGACAAAGUUCAUCAAUGCUGAGAAUCAGCAUCUGGCAUUACCUGAGGCCAUUGACUUCCUUGAUAAGUUGCUUCGAUAUGACCAUCAAGAAAGGCCAACUGCAAAAGAAGCAAUGGCUCAUCCUUAUUUUAACCCAGUUAGGAACGCCGAAAGCAGCAGAACUUGUCCCUAACAUGCUAAAUUUGUGAAGCUGUCAAGCCACGGCAUCUUAUCUUCAUUGUGCCAUGCUUUGCUUGGGGAAAGAUCCUGCCUGUGUAGUCCGACUGAAGAUUUGGUGUUAGAGCUUUUGAGUUUAAGAAAUCUUUGAAAUAUGUUUUAUCUGUUUUUUACAACAGAAAUUUCUGUUCAUCAUUCCAGAAUUACGUAUUUGCUCAAA
Hibiscus syriacus is the source of this 1530-nucleotide messenger RNA. Its product is annotated as casein kinase II subunit alpha-like. NCBI's taxonomy places the organism in Eukaryota, Viridiplantae, Streptophyta, Magnoliopsida, Malvales, Malvaceae. Gene Ontology annotation, cellular component: nucleus; cytosol; protein kinase CK2 complex. The transcript has 10 exons. The annotation marks the transcript as partial. The record is from RefSeq and is a predicted model, not a curated record. Gene Ontology annotation, biological process: protein phosphorylation. Gene Ontology annotation, molecular function: ATP binding; protein serine/threonine kinase activity.